AGCGGUUCAAAAAAACAAGCUACAUCACAAUAGGUGAUUGACUUUACACAGGCCUCUUCUGCCUUUUGCAUGGUUUCGCCGUCACAUGUCGUCCUCCCUUACUUCCUCUCCGUGUGGCUGGAACGCGGUCGUAAACCUCUCGGAUGCUGACUUUACCUCCCGCGUCGACUUCAUCGAUGCGUACGUGCUCCCUACGUUUAGUGAAGUCGCACCCACGGCGGCGUUAGUUUCACCGUGGCUUUUGUCGUAUCCGCCUCCUCUCCCGCCCUACCCGACUACCGCAAACUCGGAUCUGCAGCGCGACCCCACCCACACAACCGCUUGUGCGUCCGCCGCGUCACCCCACGCUCGCGUGGAAACGGUUCCGCUCGCCUGGCGGUGCCCGACUUGCGGCAGCGUGGAGGUCGAGCAGCUCUACUGGCGGCGUCCCUCCGCACCGCGGUGCUGUCGCACAGCGCACAACGUGUCCACCACAGCCACUCGUGCACUGCUGGCACGCAAGUUGCAGCUUCAGGGACUCUCAGCAGCGAUGAAGGCCAAACUGGAGCGUCACCGGCGUCGGCGCGAGCGUCGCGAAGAGAUGCGCUGGCGCUCGUUGCACGUGAGCACGCGCUGUCGACAGUGCUUUCUGUGCCCUCGAUGCGGUGGUCACGGCGGCAGCGAACCGUGCGAGACGCAACGUGACGCAGAGGAAGCGCGUGUUACCUCUCCAAACAACAACCCAAACAGAGGCGCGUCGUGUUGUCGGCCCUCCUAUCGAAAUGACCGUCGCGACAGCGGCGACGGUGGAGCAUUAGCGCCAGCAUCAUCGGUGUCAGCGCUUGACAUUCGGUUAACAAACGACAUGCGCUACUUCGCCGUGUGCCCGUGCUGCGAGUGGCACAGCUACCAAGCCUUCCCCUCCAUGGAGCAGCUGAUUUCCUACCUAGACAGCGUCAUGGGGGAAGACAAGACGGAGGUAAUGCGAGACCGGCGCAAUUCACAGCGCAGCGCCAACAGUGCCCUGCGUAGUCGUCUGCAUGAGAUCCUCUGCCCGAACGACGCUGCUGGCGAUGUCGGAGAGGAGCUCCUCUGUCUUCUUCCUCACGAACCACCAAAGAUGUCGCUCUCCCACGCGGCGUGGGAGACGUACACGAAGCUGACAUCUGGCAGGCAGCGGCGUACAUCGCCGAACUCACCACGCGGCGACGCGACCCCUCGGCAGCGGCACAAAGAAGGUGAGAAGAAAUCAAUAAACACAACAGCAGCAGCAGGCGACGAGGAGGGGGAGGACGCAGUGGACCUCGUGGCGGGCCUCCACCCUGCCGUGGCGCUGGAGGUGCUACGAGAACGUGAAGCGGUGCAUCGCGCAAAGGUGCCACUCGACAAACAAGCGGUUUGUGCUCCUCCAGGCGCUGUGCAGGUGGCGCGAGUGUGGGACUUGGCGCAGGAGGCGUGGGCCUUCUUCGGCGGUGCAGACCAACCCGACACGAUCGAGGCGGCGCCCUCCUUGUCCGUACACCCUCCGGGAUCAUCGGAGGUGGACUUUAUUGCGCGCACCCAGCAGUCCGUCAUGGGCCUUUGUGCCGAGGCGGUGGACACACGUCAGCUUACGCUGCAUGAGUGGAUGCAGCGCUACCAGCCAGCAGCGGUCGUGGCGCAGCAGCGCAAAGCAGCAGCAGCAGCUACGGCGACGUCCUCUCCUACUCGCCACGCAAUACUCCGCACCAAUGGCAGCUCCCCCUCCGCCCUCGCCGCGCUGUUCUCGACGCUGCCCGGCCGCACACCAGCUAAAAUACGUGCGACAACCAUAGAGCCGGCCUUCGCUACACCGACGCCGACUAGCAACGUCAUUCUCAGUGGCAGCACCCCCGCUGCCACACCCACCGUGUCCGCCCUCUACCACACACCCACCUCCGCCUACCUGCAGUCGCUGCUGCAGCGGGAGCACGACCGCCCCUUGGGCCUGCCUGCCUACUGCGUUCCACGCGGACGAAAGGAACUGCUAACAGGACUCGCAUGGCGGCUUCCCUCGCGGCAACGCGAAAGCGGUGGCGAAGCGGCAGAUGAUGAUGAUGGUGCUGACGUGCAUUGCCACCGUGUCCCUUGUACGCGUGUGGUGCUUUUGGACCGUCCAGCGCUGUCCGAAAGCGAGGUGCAGCUGGUCUACGCGCACUGGUCGGUGCUGCUGGAGAAGGCAGCGGAGCGGCAACGGCAGCUGUCCACCCAGGAGAUGACAACGGCUGCCGGCGGAGACGGAGGCAGCGACUCGGAGGCGGACGAAGACAACGUGGACGGCCUCCUCGCGACGAGUCACAACGAUGCAUCGAGUGAGGUGAUAAGAAAUAGUGGAGCGGAGACGUCCUCCGUCCCUCCCUCUCACGUCGCCCUCUCAGCGGCAACAACCUUCACUUCUCCUUCUCCGCCUCCCUCUCAAAAGGUGUCAGCAAACAAAAAGAAGACGACAACGCUGCCGCUGCCGCUUUUCCUGGAUGGCACCGGCUACGCAGCAACUUCGGCGUUGCCGUGUUGGCAGUACGUAGGAAGUACCCGCACCGGAAGCCAUGGAAAGGCAUAUUUAGAGUGGCGCUUCCGUCUCGUAAACCUCAACUUGCAGCACGACCUUUACGUGACAACGCUGGCGGUGAGUGAUGUCUCCGUGCGUAGAGGUCUGCAGACGGCAAGCAGCGACGAGGGAGUCGACAGCAGCGGCGGCGCUUCUUCUUGUGAGCUACUUUUGAGCUCUGUAGGAGCACCAACGGUGCAGCUGCCUGCGUCUUUGCAGCCUCGAUGCUCCCCAGAAGAGCGGGCGGUACUGGAAGAGAUACGGGCAUCGGUCGCCAGUCGAACCACGGAGACGGCAAUGGGUGAAGACGCUGCCAGAGCCAAUGCCGCCGUCCCGUGGGAGGCUGCAGCGGUCCUCGCGCCAUCUCCUUCACCGCAGCUGAGUGCCGGGGGGGUUGCUCAGUUGCCGGAACUUCAGGUCACACUCAGAGCGCGAGCAGAAGGGCUGGAAAGUAAGACACGUGAUAGCGCCGUUUAUGUGGCGUUGGCUAUGGAAGUGCUGACGCCGCUGCCGGAUGUCUCCACGCUGAACCCUGUAGGGAACGCCGUAGCAUCUGUCAAGGGAGUUCCUCCUUGCGUGUGUCAGUAUUACUCCCUCAAAUGCGGAGUGACUGUGUUGCUUACCUCAACGUAG
Leptomonas pyrrhocoris is the source of this 3178-nucleotide messenger RNA. RefSeq lists its product as hypothetical. The transcript has a single exon. Gene Ontology annotation, molecular function: metal ion binding. NCBI's taxonomy places the organism in Eukaryota, Euglenozoa, Kinetoplastea, Trypanosomatida, Trypanosomatidae. The record is from RefSeq and is a predicted model, not a curated record. Bases 86 to 3178 code for a protein of 1030 amino acids.